Octopus sinensis (East Asian common octopus) is the source of this 1582-nucleotide messenger RNA. Its product is annotated as fizzy-related protein homolog. Gene Ontology annotation, molecular function: ubiquitin ligase activator activity; protein binding; anaphase-promoting complex binding. The transcript has 2 exons. Gene Ontology annotation, biological process: positive regulation of ubiquitin protein ligase activity; anaphase-promoting complex-dependent catabolic process; positive regulation of anaphase-promoting complex-dependent catabolic process. Lineage: Eukaryota; Metazoa; Mollusca; Cephalopoda; Octopoda; Octopodidae. Gene Ontology annotation, cellular component: anaphase-promoting complex. The record is from RefSeq and is a predicted model, not a curated record. The coding region runs from base 648 to 1514 and encodes 288 amino acids.
CACUGUUCAUUUUUCUGUUUAUCGAUAAGAAUUCCCCUACACAAGCAUUUUUAUACCUGCAAUGAAAAAUGAUGCUUUUGAGAAAAGAAAGACGAGCAAAGUAUUUGAAGAUUCGUCUUCAGUCCGAUCUACUCGUUCUAAGAAACAUGUUUAUUCCGAAAGACUAGUUCCUACUGCCGAACCCUCCGAGUCUAUAGAUUGGUAUUCAAACGACGAUUUUCCCGAUACACCCGAAACAGUUGAUGAAAACUGCGAAUAUGCAAAUAAUCAAGUUUUCCAGGAACUUUUGGCUAAUGAAUCAAUAAACCGUUCUCAAUUAACAACACCUCCGAGGAGAGCCGGAAUGCUCGAGGAAACGACAAACUACUUCAGGUUCAAACGUGAUCGGAAAAACACUCAGCAUUCAUCAAUUGACAAAUCUGAUUAUAUUUCUUGGAAUUUUUGGGGCUGACUGAAAAAAGUCGACGUCUGCUUGAAAGUGCGAUUGAAAAGCCACGAAAAAUUCCAAAAUCGCCUUACAAGACUUUGGACGCCCCGAUCUUAAAGAUGACUUUUAUCUCAGCCUUGUGGAUUGGUCUCCUUUUGAUAAUUUGGCUGUUGGACUUGGAAGUGCAGUUUACAUUUGGAAUUCAAAGAGCUCUGCAGUUAUGAAACUUUGUGAGUUGGACUCACCAGAGACAGUGGCUGCAGUUUCUUGUUCUCCUGUAGAGAAUGUGGUUGCUGUGUCCACAAAUCAGGGGAGAAUAUCAAUAUAUUCUAUGGAAGAGGCACGUGAAUUAAAGUCAUUCAGGCCUCAUUCUUCAAGAGUGGGGUCACUUUCUUGGAAUAAGACAGUUUUGGCUUCCGGUUCUCGAGAUAAGACUAUUUCUCUGCUGGAUAUGCGAUGUUGUGGUCUAAUGACUUUAGGAAGUUCUAAUUUGGACAAUGCCUCUCGAUGGAAUCACAGUACACUCAAGGGGCAUUCUCAGGAAGUCUGUGGUCUGCGCUAUUCCCCCGAUGGGCGCUAUUUGGCUUCCGGAGGAAAUGACAAUUUAUUAUUAUUGUGGGAUAUUUAUGGAAAUUCCAAUACUCCCAGCUACACAUUUACUGACCAUAAAGCUGCUGUUAAAGCUUUGGCUUGGUCCCCCCAUAAACGGGGACUUCUUGCCUCUGGAGGAGGUACUGCCGAUCAGGAGAUUCGGUUGUGGAAUUCUCUGACUGGACAAGCUCUUUCUAAUCACAAGACUGAAUCUCAAAUUUGUAAUAUGGUAUGGUCAAAGAACACAAAUGAGCUCGUCACUACUCAUGGAUUUUCUUUUAAUGAGUUGAUAGUAUGGAAGUAUCCAAUAAUGUCUCCGGUUGUCAAGUUAUCUGGCCACACUUCUCGGGUUUUAUAUAUGGCACUUUCUCCGGAUGGAAGGAGUGUUGUCACGGGCUCGGGCGACGAAACUCUUCGUUUCUGGCACUUAUUUGAUUCAAAUCCAAGUCCUCCUCGACCUUACUCUGUUCUUACCCUGGAAAAUUACGUUCGCUAAUCACUGGAUAUGUCUCAAGAUUGUCUAUAAAUUAUAUAUUAUUUACAUAAUUUAUUUUUCAUCCUCGA